ACUAAUUCUUUUGAUUUGAAUUCCCGCUUAUAGAUCAGAAAUGUGGAGACUAACCAGUGUGUGGACAACAUGGGAAGAAAGGAGAACGAGAAAGUUGGCUUUUUCAACUGUCACGGCAUGGGUGGAAACCAGGUUUUCUCAUACACGGCGGAUAAAGAAAUUAGGACAGAUGACCUCUGUCUGGAUGUCUCCCGCCUCAACGGACCUGUCGUCAUGCUCAAGUGUCACCACAUGAAGGGCAAUCAGAUGUUUGAGUACGAUGCUGAGAAGCACACCUUUCUCCACAUCAUCACCCAAUCAUGUCUGACCAUCAGCCGUCUGGAGGAUGGCACCUACGGCCCCACAGUGGAGUACUGUAACAACAGUCCCUUACAGGCCUGGAUCCUCCAAAACUACACGCGUCAGGAGGUCGCUAGACGCCUCUACUAUAGUCCCACUGAUUAUUUUCUCUAAAGUCUCAUCUGCUCUGGUGGGCUGUAGGGCCUGAGGUGAGCAGCGACUCACCCUGAUGCAUGUGAACAGCAACCAGUGUUUGGACAUGCCAUCUGAGGAGGACAAGAUGGUCCCUACCCUGAGAGACUGCAACGGCAGCCGCUCUCAGCAGUGGCUGCUUCGUAACAUGACCCUGAGCGUCUGAUUCCACCCCCACCCCCCCCACCCCCCUCCCCCAACCACUAUUUUCUCAUCCUACCAGUCAUGGCUCUCCAUGCCUUCACCAGGUGGCUUUACCACACACAUCAUGCGCCUCUUCCUGUAACAGAGAUCCAGGCAGCAGCGUUGUGUCUUCCAUUUUGGAAGCGUCUCCUUUUCAAGCUCGCCACAGGUUUUGAGAGAAGCUGCACCUGCACCUUCAGGCGACAUGACGAGCUGUGGCUUUAGGGACCUCAUCGUGUCCAAGGAGGAAGAACGAUGUGUGAGGUCUUUGCAUGGACAACAAAGCGUUCAUGCUGUGUCAAACAACCGCUAACCGUGCAUCCACUGUGCUGCUCAGACUGCUGCUUAGCUGCUGGACAAAUAAUUAAAAAGGAUCUAUAACAAGAUAAUAGCACGUCUCUGCGAUGGUUUGCACUGUACAUGACUUUCCUCUUGCUAUGUACAUGCAGUGCAUUUGUGUCCACUGUAGGUAGUCUAAAAAACAAGACUGUUGUUAUGACUGCUGCUGAUCCUAUUUUCAUAUCAGUAUCUGAGUAACAUUCAAAUGACGUGAUGUUAAGAGACCGACCAAGAAAGCAGAUACCGAUGUUGAUAUAGGAGAGUUGAAAAAUCAGAUAAUCACACUGUAUCUAUACUGAAUUUUGGUUUUGAAGUUGAACUGAAAUUUGAAUUCUCAUCACUUUUGAUGCCAGAAAAUAUAAACUAUAAUAAUGAUGCUGCCACUAUUGGGUAUAUUUUUCCAUUUUGCCUGUGGGUGGGCAUUUCCCAUACCAGCAGUUGACUGACUUUUGAUUUUUUCACUUUAUAACAAGCCCACAUAGUGUUGGCUGUCAACCUGAAGCAAACUGUCCCUGUACCCCAUUCAUGUAAAGGUAAUAAAAACUUAACACAAAGUUUGUAUUCCACUCGGAAAGUGGAAGCUAGUUAGCCUAACUUGCUAACCUUAAAACUAAUUCCCACUGGAUGUUAUUUCAACAUUGGCUGAAUCAACACCUGCUCAGUGGUGUGUUCUUCCCACAUUAUGCUAAGGAGGGGGUCUAGCUAGCAUUAGCUGUCUCUUUUUCAUGGGCCCAGUUUUUGGUAAAUAGAAACCAAAUAAACACACAAGUUAAGACAAACAUAAAGGAUAUGCAGUAUAUACAAAUUUCUCAGCAAAACUGAUGCUAUUUCAGUUCAACUUUAAAAUGAACAAAUAACAUUAACCAUACUUUUAAGAAGGAUCCCUUGUAAAUUGUGAACAAAAUAUGUAUUAAUCAUUGCCUGACAUAUAGGCAGAUAAUAAUAUAUAUGUGAUAAGAUAAUAUUGGACGAUUUAUUGGUUGGGCUCUAGUUGUUAAGGUGGAUUUCUGGAGAUGUUUGGAAAACCAACUAUAAACUGUAAUAAUAACCAUCUAAAAACACUACAGUGUAAGACAAGAGUGCAGCUAUCACUUCCUUCCCUUUGAGUUGAUUAAUCACAUAAUAUUCAUUUAUAGUUUAUUUUUAAUAGGUUGAAGAAAUGAAAGAAGAGGCUGCGCGAAAUGAGUAGCAAGUAAUUGAGACUUUGCUCUGAGUAGAUUUAAUUGAUUUUAAAUGAAUGUAAGUUUCCACCUAAAUGAUAACAACUAUAUUCUGAAACACUUCAACUGCUCUGUGUUAUCAUGGCUAUGUGAGCGUGCCAUUACAAAAAACACAUCACCUUUACCAGUUUCUGCAAGUUUUCAGAGUCCUGCUACAAAGAUAUUGCUAAAUUCUUUUUAAUAUCUUGAGAAAUCAUGAUGUCUUGGAGCCCAAUAGUUAUGUGUGCCUUUAGAAAGUUGAUUUGUUUUUUGUUCAUUGGUUUUGAGAUGAUUUAUUUAUUUUGGUGUUGAAAAAGGAAAAUGUUGUCUUUUUUUCAUUUAGAUUUUUUUUUUAAGCUACAAAAAACAUAUCUCAUGAAUAUGUCACCUUCAUAUUAAUGCUAAUUCAAAUACUUAGUUACAGUAAAGUCAAUAUUCAGUAUAUCAGUUCUCACCCGUCAGCAAAUGUGACUUUUCACUACUCUGUUGAUCAGGCAACAAAUGUUAUUGUACAUAAUGCUGUUAACAUGUUUCUAUCACCAUUGUUGUUGUUGUUGUUGUUGUACAUACAGAACCAAUUAUUUUUCUAAGAUACUGUAAAACUUGAACACUCCUCGGAGAAAAGACAUUGAAUGGUAAACAGAUCACGAGGUAUUGCAGUGUUUUAUUUGGAAUCGUGGUAAUAAAAACCAGUGCUUACCUUGGGUUUUGAAAUUGCGGUGUGUUUUGGAAGUCAUCAUCGGCCCCAUGAAACCAAUUCUCAGACUACCUAAAGGACCUUAGGUGAGCAUACAUGAGGGAGCAACUAAUGGUGAAAUACUAUUAAUGCUGCUUGAAUACUGAAUCUUUGCCAAGUGCCUGCUUGGCAUUCAGACUAAAAUUCACCUCUUUUGUAUUACACACACACAUUUAUUGUUUUUCAUUAUGUUAAAGUGCAUGGUGUUAAAAUAGGAAUGUAAUGUUUCAAUGUACUGGUUGAAAAGUGAUGUUACCUGUUUGUACAUUUUGCCUUUUUUGUAGAAAAAAACCAAACAAAUGUAGAUUUAGCAUUAAUUCCACUGUCAAGCAACUGAUGAAAAUGUGAACACUACAUCACACCAAUAUAUCAGUUGUUUAAUAAACCUUGUUCUUGAA
This is a messenger RNA of Micropterus dolomieu (smallmouth bass), 3326 nucleotides long. RefSeq names its product polypeptide N-acetylgalactosaminyltransferase 13-like. The transcript has 4 exons. The record is from RefSeq and is a predicted model, not a curated record. Lineage: Eukaryota; Metazoa; Chordata; Actinopteri; Centrarchiformes; Centrarchidae. The coding region runs from base 70 to 453 and encodes 127 amino acids. Gene Ontology annotation, cellular component: Golgi apparatus.